GCUGAAACUCCCCUAUAUAUGCCUCAGGGUCGGCUUAAGCUAAGAGACGAUUCGGCUAGCCAAGAAAACACCUUAUCUGCUUUGAAACCUCCCACGUUUAUUUCUACCCUGGUUUUGGUAAGUGCACACUUGGGACAACGUCCCCCCCCUUAUGUCUACCUCCUACCUCGUAUCUGCAAUGGCACCACGGAUGCGUCGGUUGAACGGCGAUACACCUCCUUCGUCUAACCGGCCUGACGGUUUACCAAGCCCAAUACCGGACCAAGUUGGUUGUAGGUCGGUAACCUCAGCUGCGUUGUUGACGAGCUGACGAUCUUGGGAAACACCGGCGGGAGACCUUCACAGCAAUCACUGACCGAUGCUCGGGUAGUUGACGGACCGAAGCCUCGGUGGCUGACCGUAGGUAGAUUUAGGCGGUAAUAGCGCUUCGCUGAGUUAUGGCCACUGGAUUAGGGAGCGAUGGCAGCAAUGGCGGAUUUCACUCGGGACGAACAACACCUUUCACAAAGGUAAAACCUCGGGGUCCUAUGGGGUAUCAGGAUGGGGUAUUAGAAUGGCGUUGAAGAACGGUUGUCACAGCUGCUACAGGGCAUGGUUCCGUAUUUACCUGGAUAUCCUGGAAUCUAGCACUUCCGGAUUCCGUGUUUUCACUACUAGCACAAUAUAAGCGUAAUUUGCGCCGUUGCGUGCUGGCGUCUUUGGCUACUGCAGUGAAAUGGCCGAUUUAUGGCAGGUCAUUGGCCCUGUAGCCGCGUAUAAUGACUUGAGACGUCAUCGUUCUUUCGCCCCAUCCUGAUACUCGAUUCGCCUCGCCUUUUCGCCGCAUUAAAACAGCGCCAUCUGGUCGUGAGGUUCAGAACUUGCCGUUGACAGUUGCUUUUCGGGUUGGUGCGUAGGGGUUCAGGGGUGGACUCCAACGCAGAGCGAUUCCUCCACAAAUACAGUGUCUUCUUGGCACAUUUACACAUUAUCACGAAUUAGAGAUCCACAACCACUGACACUACUAACCGAGCACUUGUUACACUCUCCUCCCGCUCGGGUUAAAAAAAUGUUAGCAAGCUAAUAUUUUUUUAAACUUUGCGACACUUUUAACCUCCACCACAACACCGACUGCUGAACCAGAGGUCCUCGAAGAGCAUUGACUUAACACUGUUAAACGCGAAGUGACAACGAACAAUUCUAUUCAAUAAGAUCUUUUUCUACUAAGUUCGGACUUCCGCUGAAAAGUGAUAUGUAUUCACCCGUAUUAUUCGUGGGUCGGGGUCAUAAGGCAUCAACGUUGAUAAAUCAACUCCGCGCUGUUUAGAGGUAAACCUUUACUGACCAUCAACGUCUUCGACUCCGGUCUCCAGCGAUCCCACAUACUGAGCUACUGACCAACUUUGUUGAAAACGAAUUAAAAUUAUUUAAAUUAAAGAUAAAAACCUACUUAAAACUAAGAAAUUCAAUAAAUAACACCCAUAACAUGCAUAAAAUAACAAAAAAAAAUUACAUACUAACAUGCUAAAAUAAUUUAAAAUCCGGAAACAUUACAAAUUUACACCAUUUUACGGUGUGCAACAAAUAUUUAUUCAAAAGUACUCAUUUAAUGUUGCGCGAUGCGUUGUUUUAUCUGUGAACGUGGGUGUACUAAAACACUGUACUAAAGCUGAAUGACAUUUCUCGAGCAGCGGAAUGGUGGAAAAAGGAAUGAUCAAAACAAGAAAAAUUUCACCGUGAUGGAGCAACGUGGUUUCUGUCUUAUUCCCGGCUGGUGGAAGGCUCUGAAGCAGGUACUGGACUUUCCCGACAAUGGAAUCCAAUGCCGAGAUGACGUCUGCACUUACAACGGAACCCCCCUCCGCCUCCAUUGUAUGGUUACGGUUUGGAUUUUCCUCCCCGAGAUGUGUGCCGGUUCGCUGCAUUCCCGCUGGCUCUGCAAAAACUGCCUCAUUGCCCUGAAAUACCUAGCAGAGGACAUAAGCUUCCAGUUGUGAUUUGCCAAACAUGAUGCAACCCAACUGUACCACAUUACUUUCAUCCUGCUACACUACUACAGUUAUUCGGUUGUAGCAUGAAGUGCAAUGCGACAUGUAAUGCACUUUUAUCACGUCGCAUGUAUCAUCACCCGCUGUGUAGUUUGUUGCGUGUGCAGAAUGGGGUUUACUGGUUUCGCCGGCUGAAAAUUCAUGACGGUGCUAUAAGUGCAUAGGCGUUGUCGCACUCAGCUGUUUUUUCUCACCUGUAAUUUGCGGAAAAGGAUAGCACGACAGGAUUCAUGAUUUGUACCAGCUUCGCCAUCCAGUGACUCUACGGAUUCCUGCAGAGUUGGACGUAUCCCGAACUUCCGCCAGAAAUCGUAGCCCAGGAUGCAUCGCCGGUUUAAAUCUGGGGCGACAAGGAUGGACAACAAUCUGGUGACCCCAUUGAAGGUGACCGGGAUAUCUACGGCCCCUAUGACCUCCAGAUGUUGGCCUCCAGCUGUUGAGAGUUUGAUAUUGGAAUCGAGUUGACGUUUGCGGCUAACAUGGCGAUUCGACAAUCCUCGCGGGUGUUCCGGAACAGCAAAUCGAACCGCCGUUUUUCGUCCCACGGAAUGGAAAGACUACGGAAGAUCCGCACCAUGUCCAGGUAGUAGUCUUGGAAUUUCUCCCUGGCUCCCUGUCGACGGUUACAAGCCUGCCGUUCGUAGACGUAGUCCAUAUCGACAGGUCGAUACGCAACAACCGCUCGCACUGGCUACGCGUCAUGCUCGCAUCGAACGGGAUUUUCCGGAUGUUAAGCUCAUGCUCGAGUUCGUCGAUGGUGAGAUGAGCUGGGUUCAACGCAUGGUACUGCGAGAGUAGGUGUGACAUCUCCAUAGUUUUAAUAUCACAGGUGAAUAAAAUUUACUUUGAAUUUACUAAUUAUUCUAAUUACGCUUCACAAAUUUUAAAUCUAAGCUAAAAAGUACAAAAAUAAGCUUAAACAAAAAUUUAUCCAAUCACAAACGAUACAGUACAAUGCGACUAGAAUAAAACGUUUGGGUAGUGGGUUACACAACUAUAAUAAAUUAAAAUUUUCAAAUUUGACUAUUAAGUUUAAGAAACGUAAGCACAGACAAAACAGUUUACAAACGACAAUCAAAAUCGAAUAGCAAAAGUUGACUAGUAAUAAGAUGAGGGGAAUAAAAUUGAUUGGGAUUGGGUUCUUGUUUGAAUUCUCUUUUCCACCCCCCACCGAGAAAGAAAAUUUUCCGGAUUUCCGAGAAAAUUUUAUCUUCGACCUAAAAUGUUUUUCAAAACGUUUUCAACUAGUUGGUUACUAUUCGAAAUUUCUUUGGAUGUCCAAGACCCCUCGAAUCGGAAACAAAUCGAAUUCAAACUGGUUGUUUCCCACUAGGUGUAGUGUGUAAGGCAAAUUUCUAAGAGGUUCUGGGCGUUUUCCCAGAGACCCAAGCAGAAGUGGCUUCAGAGAAAAGUGUCUGCCGAGCGUAUCCAAAUCGCAAAAGCAACUUUUACGUUAUGGGCGCCAAGUAUAACAAAUGGGUCGGCUAGCGGGUUCAGCGGUGCUGAAACUCCCCUAUAUAUGCCUCAGGGUCGGCUUAAGCUAAGAGACGAUUCGGCUAGCCAAGAAAACACCUUAUCUGCUUUGAAACCUCCCACGUUUAUUUCUACCCUGGUUUUGGUAAGUGCACACUUGGGACAACGUCCCCCCCCUUAUGUCUACCUCCUACCUCGUAUCUGCAAUGGCACCACGGAUGCGUCGGUUGAACGGCGAUACACCUCCUUCGUCUAACCGGCCUGACGGUUUACCAAGCCCAAUACCGGACCAAGUUGGUUGUAGGUCGGUAACCUCAGCUGCGUUGUUGACGAGCUGACGAUCUUGGGAAACACCGGCGGGAGACCUUCACAGCAAUCACUGACCGAUGCUCGGGUAGUUGACGGACCGAAGCCUCGGUGGCUGACCGUAGGUAGAUUUAGGCGGUAAUAGCGCUUCGCUGAGUUAUGGCCACUGGAUUAGGGAGCGAUGGCAGCAAUGGCGGAUUUCACUCGGGACGAACAACACCUUUCACAAAGGUAAAACCUCGGGGUCCUAUGGGGUAUCAGGAUGGGGUAUUAGAAUGGCGUUGAAGAACGGUUGUCACAGCUGCUACAGGGCAUGGUUCCGUAUUUACCUGGAUAUCCUGGAAUCUAGCACUUCCGGAUUCCGUGUUUUCACUACUAGCACAAUAUAAGCGUAAUUUGCGCCGUUGCGUGCUGGCGUCUUUGGCUACUGCAGUGAAAUGGCCGAUUUAUGGCAGGUCAUUGGCCCUGUAGCCGCGUAUAAUGACUUGAGACGUCAUCGUUCUUUCGCCCCAUCCUGAUACUCGAUUCGCCUCGCCUUUUCGCCGCAUUAAAACAGCGCCAUCUGGUCGUGAGGUUCAGAACUUGCCGUUGACAGUUGCUUUUCGGGUUGGUGCGUAGGGGUUCAGGGGUGGACUCCAACGCAGAGCGAUUCCUCCACAAAUACAGUGUCUUCUUGGCACAUUUACACAUUAUCACGAAUUAGAGAUCCACAACCACUGACACUACUAACCGAGCACUUGUUACAUAUAGGCCGAUUGCGAUGCUCUCGUGUCUCCGGAAAUUGCUCGAAAAAAUGAUUCUCUUUCGGCUGGAUAAAUGGGUUGAAUCAAACAACCUGUUGUCAAGUACACAAUUUGGAUUCCGUAGAGGCAAGGGUACGAACGACUGUCUAGCAUUACUUUCAUCAGACAUUCAAUUGGCGUUUGCCCAAAAAGAGCAAAUGGGGGCAGUAUUUCUGGACAUCAAAGGGGCAUUCGAUUCGGUGUCCAUAGAAGUGCUAUCAAGUAAUCUUAACUCUUGCGGACUUUCACCAAUAUUGAACAAUUUUCUAUACAACCUGUUGUCUGAAAAAAUCAUGCAUUUUAGUCAUGGAGAAACCAACGUUGAACGCAUUAGUUACAUGGGUCUACCCCAAGGCUCAUGUUUAAGCCCCCUGCUAUACAACUUUUAUAUCCGAGAAAUCGAUGCUUGUAUCGCACAAAAUUGCACGCUACGACAGCUUGCGGAUGACUGUGUUGUUCACAUCACAGGUAAAACAGACACUCAAAUAAAACCUCCUUUGCAAGAAACUCUAAAUAACUUAUCACAUUGGGCCAGGAAUCUAGGUAUCGAGUUUUCACCUAGUAAAACCGAGUUAGUAGUUUUUUCAAGGAAGCAUUCCCCUCCUCAAAUAGAGCUCCUUAUGAUAGGUAGAACUCUAACUCAAUCUCUUAGUUUUAAAUAUUUGGGUGUCUGGUUCGACUCUAAAUGCCUCUGGGGAAAACAUAUUAGGUACUUGACUCAAAAAUGCCAAAAGAGAAUCAAUUUUCUUCGAACGAUUACUGGAACCUGGUGGGGUGCUCAUCCACAGGACCUCAUCAGGUUAUACCAAACAACGAUACUGUCGGUCAUAGAAUACGGAAGCUUUUGCUUUGGGUCCGCCGCGGAUACCCACUUGAUUAAACUAGAACGAAUACAGUAUCGUUGUUUGCGUAUUGCCAUGGGUUGUAUGCAGUCGACACAUACGAUGUGUCUCGAAGUACUGGCGGGAGUAAUGCCGUUGAAAAAUCGAUUCUUCGAUUUAUCGCUACGUUUCCUAAUUCGAAGUGAAACUAUGAAUCCUUUGGUGAUAGAAAAUUUGAAAAGGCUUAUGAAUAUUAAUUCGCAAGUAAAAUAUGUAAAUGAUUAUAAAACUUUUAGUCAAUUAGAAAUAAAUCCUUCUUUAUUAAAUUCGGACACGAGUCACUUUUACCCGAGUAGCAGUUCCUUGAUAAGAUUCGAUCUGUCCAUGACCGCUGACAUCCGUGGAAUACCAGAUCACGUCCGACCCAACAUCAUUCCUUCAAUCUUUGCUUCAAAAGUACGUGAAAUUGAUCCUUUAAAAAUGUUCUUUACUGAUGGUUCUAGAAUCGACAACGCGACUGGCUUCGCAGUGUAUAAUGAGGGCUUUGAAGCUUCGUUCAAGCUUCGAGAGCCAUGCUCCGUUUACACUGCUGAGCUAGCCGCUAUUUACUGCACCUUGGAACACAUUCGCACACUGCCCGUAGACCACUAUUUCAUCUACUCGGAUAGUCUCAGCUCCGUUGAGGCAAUUCGAUCGAUGAAACUGAUGAAGCGCUCUUCCCAUUUCUUGCUGGAAAUUUCAGGGUUAUUGGGCGCUUUGAUCGAAAAUUCGUAUAGGAUUACCUUAGCUUGGAUCCCGUCUCAUUGUCUUAUACAAGGCAAUGAGAAGGCGGACUCAUUGGCUAAGGUGGGCGCGUUACAAGGUGAAAUCUUUGAGAGGAUUAUAACUUACAAUGAAUAUUUUUCAAUACCUCGCACUUUAGCGAUUAACGCUUGGCAGUCUAGCUGGGAUGAUGGCACAAAGGGACGUUGGCUCCAUACGAUUAUCCCUAAGGUCCCGACGAAGGCAUGGUUUAAGCAUUUCAACAUGAGUCGCGAUUUCAUUCGCGUGGUUUCUCGGCUCAUGUCAAAUCACUGCCGGCUUGACGCGCAUUUGUUUCGUAUACAACUAGUUACAAGCAAUGUUUGUGUUUGUGGGGAUGGCUACCACGACAUUGAUCAUGUUGUGUGGACGUGUGAACGGUUUGAUCGAUCGAGGGCUUGGCUACUGGAUACCCUUAGGGCCCGACGUAAACCACCCGAUGUUCCAAUUCGAGACAUCUUGGCAAAACUUGAUCUGGAGUAUUUGUACCCUAUCUACAAAUACCUUAAAAUGUCUGACUUGGUCGUUUAGUCCUCUUUCCUUCGUAACUUUUUCCCUGUAUAUGUACCCUUUUAAUGUUCAUUUUAUCUAUUCAAUAGAGCAACCUACCAUCUAAUGGGUUCCACAAUCUCUACCAGAAGUCUGGCCAGAAAGACGACAAUCAAGAGUAGCUACAGUAUCCACAGCUACAGGAAGCCACCACCGAGUCCAGAUGGAAAAACGUCUUCAAAAGUGAACCAUAAAUGCUCCCCUUCCCUUCCUUAAAUUAGUAUACAACUAACAGUUGAGUCCCCGCGACUAUUACGGAUCCCCCUUCUACUAACAUAGAUUAAUUAAGUGAUACA
This is a messenger RNA of Uranotaenia lowii, 7055 nucleotides long. RefSeq lists its product as uncharacterized. The transcript has 6 exons. The coding region runs from base 4567 to 6741 and encodes 724 amino acids. The record is from RefSeq and is a predicted model, not a curated record. Gene Ontology annotation, molecular function: RNA-DNA hybrid ribonuclease activity; nucleic acid binding. NCBI's taxonomy places the organism in Eukaryota, Metazoa, Arthropoda, Insecta, Diptera, Culicidae.